UUGUCUGGCCAACCAACGCAUUUGCUGUCGUCCAUGCUUCGAAAACACAACGUUUAAAACCAAAACCAAAGAGGAUCACUUGAUAACGUUGCUUGUAGGUGUUUAAAUUGAGUAAAGACUAGUCAUUCAAGAUGGAUGCAGAUUUGUAUGAUGAAUUUGGAAACUACAUAGGACCAGAAUUGGACAGUGACGACGAUGAUGAUGACGAUGAGGAGGAGGAGCAAGAAGAUGAUGAUGAUUAUGUCGACAGAGAUGAUGAGGAUGACAUGGACCAGGAUGCUGUGGACAACCAAGCAGAUAUGCAAGUUGUUCUUCAUGAAGAUAAAAAGUACUAUCCAACACCUGAAGAGGUGUAUGGUCCUGAAGUUGAGACUAUAGUACAAGAAGAGGACACACAACCACUAACGGAGCCAAUCAUUGCUCCUGUGAAGAAUAAGAAAUUCAGCAUGGUGGAACAGAACUUGCCAAUGACAACGUACAACAUGGAAUUUUUGGCAGAUCUAAUGGACACUCCCAGCCUCAUAAGAAAUGUAACCGUCUGUGGUCAUUUACACCAUGGCAAGACAUCCUUCGUUGACUGUCUUUUGGAGCAAACCCACCCUGAGAUUGUUGGAGACUAUGACUCGGAUAUGAGGUACACAGACACACUGUUCACAGAACAAGAGCGAGGUGUGAGCAUCAAGUCGACACCAGUGACACUGCUGUUGCCAGACACCAAAGGGAAGUCUUUUCUGCUCAAUGUCAUGGAUACACCAGGGCAUGUGAACUUCUCCGAUGAGACAACAGCUGCUUUUAGACUCAGUGAUGGAGUGGUCAUCUUCAUUGACGCUGCUGAAGGAAUGAUGCUGAAUACAGAGCGCCUGAUUAAGCAUGCGAUGCAAGAACGGUUGGCUGUGACCGUCUUCAUCAACAAGAUUGACCGACUGAUUCUUGAGCUGAAGCUCCCACCUCUGGAUGCCUACUUCAAGCUGAGGCAAAUUGUUGAUGAGGUCAACUCUAUCAUCAGCUUGUAUGCAGAGGACGACACCAAUCAGAUGGUCUCACCCUUGUUGGGCAACGUUUGUUUUGCCAGCUCCUACUAUCGCUUCUGCUUCACCCUGAAGUCCUUUGCCAAGAUCUAUGCUGAUACAUAUGAGGGGAUCAAUGAAAAGGAAUUUGCAAGACGCCUGUGGGGAGACAUUUAUUUCAACAGCAAGACGAGGAAAUUUUCCAAGAAGCCUGCCACUUCAUCUUCUCCAAGAAGCUUUGUUGAGUUCAUCCUGGAACCUCUGUACAAAAUAUUCUCACAGAUUGUAGGAGAUGUUGAUGAGAGUCUCACAAGGGUGUGUGAUGAGCUGGGCAUUCACUUGUCUAAGGAGGAACAAAAGCUGAACAUCAGACCACUUCUUAGGCUUGUGUGCCGGCGGUUUUUUGGAGACUUCACAGGCUUUGUGGAUAUGUGCGUGGAUCACAUCCCAUCUCCUGUGGACAACGCCAAGAAAAAGGUGGAGCACAUCUACACCGGUCCCAUGGACUCAGAUCUGGCUGAAGAAAUGGUGCAGUGUGAGGCUGAGGGGCCUUUGAUGGUUCACACCACAAAGUUGUAUCCAACUGAAGAUGGAACCAGCUUCCAUGUCUUUGGUCGAGUCAUGAGUGGCACUUUAUACGCAAAUCAAGAGGUUCGCAUCCUAGGAGAAAACUACACUCUGCAAGAUGAAGAAGAUUCAAGACUGGGACAAGUAGGACGGCUUUGGAUUGCUGAAGCUAGGUACAAGAUAGAAGUAAGCCGCGUGUCUAGUGGUAACUGGAUUCUCAUCGAGGGAGUGGACCAGCCCAUUGUGAAGACGUCGACCAUCGUGGAUGUGUCAGGCUUUGAAGAGGUUUACAUCUUCCGCCCUCUGAAGUUCAACACAGCCUCGGUCAUCAAAAUUGCUGUGGAACCUGUUAACCCAUCAGAACUGCCCAAAAUGUUGGAUGGUUUACGAAAAGUGAACAAAAGCUACCCAUUGCUCAAUACAAAGGUUGAAGAGUCUGGUGAGCACGUUGUGUUGGGCACCGGUGAGCUAUACUUGGACUGUGUCAUGCACGACUUGAGGAAAAUGUAUUCAGAAAUAGACAUCAAAGUUGCAGAUCCUGUUGUGUCAUUUUGUGAGACCGUUGUUGAAACAUCAUCACUGAAGUGUUUUGCUGAAACUCCAAACAAAAAAAACAAGUUGACAAUGAUUGCUGAGCCACUGGAAAAAGGACUAGCGGAAGACAUAGAGAAUGAAGUGGUUCAGAUCACAUGGCCACGCAAAAAGCUUGGAGAAUUCUUCCAGACAAAAUAUGACUGGGAUUUGUUGGCUGCUAGGUCCAUCUGGGCCUUUGGUCCAGACUCGACAGGGCCAAAUAUCUUGGUAGAUGACACGCUGCCAUCUGAGGUGGACAAAAAUUUGCUGGUAACAGUGAAAGACAGCAUCGUGCAGGGAUUCCAGUGGGCCACCAGGGAGGGACCUCUGUGUGAUGAACCCAUCAGAAAUGUCAAGUUCAAGAUUCUUGAUGCCACCAUCGCCAAUGAACCGAUUCACAGAGGAGGUGGACAGAUCAUUCCCACAGCUCGAAGAGUGGCAUAUUCAGCUUUCCUCAUGGCCACCCCUAGAAUGAUGGAACCGUACCUGUUCGUCCAGGUGAUGGCGCCUGCUGACUGUGUCUCUGCUGUCUACACUGUGCUGGCCAAAAGAAGAGGUCAUGUGACACAGGAUGCACCUGUGCCUGGCUCUCCUCUCUACACCAUCAAGGCUUUCCUGCCAGCCAUCGAUUCCUUCGGGUUUGAGACAGAUCUCAGGACUCACACUCAGGGACAGGCUUUUUGCCUCUCAGUUUUCCAUCAUUGGCAGAUUGUUCCUGGUGAUCCUUUGGAUAAAUCCCUGCACAUUCGACCCUUAGAGGCUCAGCCUGCCAAUUAUUUGGCAAGAGAAUUCAUGAUCAAGACGAGAAGACGAAAGGGUCUGAGUGAGGAUGUGAGCAUCAACAAGUUCUUCGAUGACCCUAUGUUGUUGGAGUUGGCCAAACAAGAUGUCAUGUUAAAUUAUCCUCUGUAGAUGGCACAACCAGACUUUGUUGUUGCGGAUGUUUAUGUUUGUCUUCUCUCUUUCUGUCUUGUAGCUUCAGUUUGUUAGACCAGAUUUAAAGGCAGCAUGUGUCUGCAAAAGGGGGGGGGGGGGG
Molecule: messenger RNA, 3183 nt
Organism: Aplysia californica (California sea hare)
Lineage: Eukaryota; Metazoa; Mollusca; Gastropoda; Aplysiida; Aplysiidae
Product: 116 kDa U5 small nuclear ribonucleoprotein component
Exons: 29
Coding region: 132-3059 (975 amino acids)
Biological process (GO): mRNA splicing, via spliceosome
Cellular component (GO): U2-type catalytic step 2 spliceosome; U4/U6 x U5 tri-snRNP complex; cytosol
Molecular function (GO): GTP binding; translation elongation factor activity; GTPase activity
Source: RefSeq, a predicted model, not a curated record